Leucoraja erinaceus (little skate) is the source of this 3335-nucleotide messenger RNA. RefSeq lists its product as uncharacterized. The transcript has 6 exons. The coding region runs from base 83 to 1612 and encodes 509 amino acids. Lineage: Eukaryota; Metazoa; Chordata; Chondrichthyes; Rajiformes; Rajidae. The record is from RefSeq and is a predicted model, not a curated record.
GCUUGUCCUGUGCUGGCUCAAAGCCACGUUGCUGCUUCUCCAGAAUUCCAAACAAAUUCCUCUGCAGAAGGGAAUCCACAAGAUGAAGCCCAGGUUUAUCUGCAGCAGUUUGCCAGCUGGUUUGAUGAUCGGUUUCAUUGUUUUCCUGCUUCGACCCGUUUCCAACCAGAAAACCAGAAAUCAGAUUUAUUUCAAGGAUAAUGAAGGCGACAUUGUGUUAAAAGGACCAGACAAUCCUGGGAAUGACACUCUUGUCUGGGAAUGGGAACCGCACUCGAGGCGGGGAAAACAGACAGUGGUAACUCUCCGUAUCCAGGGCGGGGACACGUGGAGCAAACAGUGGGGCAAUGGCCGGGAAAACACCAUUAUGAACCAGGAGGUGGUUGUGGAUCUCCGUACUGUUAAUCUGACAAUAAAAAAACCCACAUUUAAAUGGUCGGGAUUGUUCACCUUGACUGAAACACAUCCGAGGAAAUUGAUCCUGAAACAAUAUGAAAUAUAUGGGAUCAAAGUUGAGGCAAGUCCAUAUCGCCCUCUGCUGGGCAGUGACGUCACACUCAGCUGCACCAUCUCCAGACUCUCAGAUACAGUCAGUCUUCACUGGAGACCAAUGGACUCAUCCCAGCAGAACAGGAGCAACACUGAUCAGAUCCGCCUGAAUAACACGGUCUAUCUGAUGAUCCGACAUGUUACAGUGGAGGAUGGGAAGUUGUAUGUGUGUGAAGUGAAGGAAAACGGAAACAUUGUUCACACCAGUAAUGGAAAUUUUACUGUAAACAACACUUUAUAUAAAACGAAAUACACAGUUUACCGCUCCAGCACAGAUCAUAGUGAACUUCACCUGGUUUGCUAUAACAGUCGUGGGGAUUCCAGUACUGCCAUGACCUGGACAUCACGUCGCCUUCAACAGCAACAACAGCAAGUAUUAGCAUCAACAACACACUCUCAGUCCAUCAAUGUCAAAGGGGCCGACUUCGGAAAUCGACUGGUGACGUCAGUGAAACCCUUCGAUGGCAAGGAUUUCAGUUUGAGGAUUGUCCCCGUUUUCUUUCAAGAUGCCAGAUGUUACAAAUGUUAUCUUGGAAAAGACACAUCAGUGAACGAGGUGGGAGUUUCUCCAUUUCUCACCAUUGAUCUAAUCACAGUGAAAGUCACAGCUGAACCGUCCGAUGCAGUGACUGAGGGAGACAACGUUACCCUGACCUGCUCUGUGUCUCACGUCACUGAGUCAAUGAGACUGGUUUGGAUCAAUGGUGAUGACAAAAGUGUUGGAGAAAAGACACUGACCGUGGAAGAGAAAUCACAGAAUCUGGUUAUUCAGAAAGUUGAGAGGGGCAGAGGGAACUGGAGAUGUGGUUUGUUUCAUCAACACCUGCCCCGGCUUUUAGUUCCGUACUAUCAGGAGCCCAGUGGUAAGCGACUCAGGGUUUGCUCUUCAUAUUUAGAAUUAUGGUCACAUUUUGAUGUGACUUAUUAUUGUCCAAUUUGCCAGCACUCACUCCUCCUUUAUAGCAUGUGUGGGAGACUCUGCUGUGGUGCAGUGCCUGGGAUUAUGGACAGUGGGAUAACUCCGUCUCCCUCGGCUAAUAUUGAAGCUUCCCUUUCCAUGUGACAUGUUCAAUGUGCGAUUGUUACAUCUUCAUGAUGCUGUGGAAAGUGCACGGACAUCUUUCAUGUACUUCACUGCUUUUAAAAUAGUUGUAAUGAAAAGUGUUGGGUAAAUCACACAAGUAACUUCUGCAUUGACAGUAAUGGAUCAUGAGAGAUGGGACAAAUAUGGAAGAGUGCAAACUGGUUGCCAUGGAUGUUGGGACAGGGGGGCUGUUUCCAUGUUAUUAGAUUCUAUGAUUCUAUGAAUUACAACUAACACUAUUUAAAGUACAAUUAUCCACGAUAUUCCACAUUACAUAUAACCAUAUAAACCAUAUAACAAUUACAGCACGGAAACAGGCCAUCUCGGCCCUUCUAGUCCGUGCCGAACACAUAUUCUCCCCUAGUCCCAUCUACCUGCACUCAGACCAUAACCCUCCAUUCGUUUCCCGUCCAUAUACCUAUCCAAUUUAUUUUUAAAUUAUAAAAUCGAACCUGCCUCCACCACUUCUACUGGAAGCUCAUUCCACACAGCUACCACUCUCUGAGUAAAGAAGUUCCCCCCUCAUGUUACCCCUAAACUUCUGUCCCUUAAUUCUCAAAUCAUGUCCUCUUGUUUGAAUCUUCCCUACUCUCAAUGGGAAAAGCUUAUGCACGUCAACUCUGUCUAUCCCUCUCAUCAUUUUAAAGACCUCUACCAAGUCCCCCCUUAACCUUCUGCGCUCCAAAGAAUAAAGAUUUAACUUGUUCAACCUUUCUCUGUAAGUUAGUUGCUGAAACCCAGGCAACAUUCUAGUAAAUCUCCUCUGUACUCUCUCUAUUUUGUUGACAUCCUUCCUAUAAUUAGGCAACCAAAAUUAUACACCAUACUCCAGAAUUAACCUCACCAAUGCCUUGUCCAAUUUUAACAUUGCAUCCCAACUUCUAUACUCAAUGCUCUGAUUUAUAAAGGCCAGCACACCAAAAGCUUUCUUUACCACCCUAUCUACAUGAGAUUCUACCUUCAGGAAACUGUGCACAGUUAUUCCUAGAUCCCUCUGUUCAACUGCAUUCCUCAAUUCACUACCAUUUACCAUGUACAUCCUAUUUUGAUUUGUCCUGCCAAGAUGUAGCACCUCACACUUAUCAGCAUUAAACACCAUCUGCCAUCUUUCAGCCCACUUCCAAAUGGCCUAAAUCUCUCUGUAGACUUUGAAAAUCUACUUCAUUAUCCACAACACCACCUAUCCUUUCUUUUCACUGCACAUCUCGUAUGUGUAUGUGACAAAUAAACUUGACUUGACUUGAUCUUAGUAUCAUCUGCAUACUUACUAAUUCAAUUUACCACACCAUCAUCCAGUUCAUUGAUGUACAUGACAAACAACAGUGGACCCAACACAGAUCCCUGUGGCACCCCAUUAGUCACCGGCCUCCAACCUGACAAAAGCCAUCCGCCAUUACUCUUUGGCAUCUCCCAUUCAGCCAUUGUUGAAUCCAUCUUGCUACUCCACCAUUAAUACCCAACAAUGGAACCUUCUUAAACAACCUUCCAUGAGGAACCUUGUUGCCCCUUUUCCGGGGUUACGUCCGUGCCCGGGUGGGAUUAGAAAGGGAAUACGCCCUGUCUGUGGGCACCCUGAGGGAGUUUCGGGACUGCUGGGCUCCGCAGGGUGUUGAAUGUAUCCUCAAUAAGGAUUGUAUCAUAAUUGUAUAGUAGUUUAUUAUGGAUAUAUGUUUGUAUUGUAUUUAUUGUGGUGGGUUCUGGC